Molecule: messenger RNA, 1791 nt
Organism: Vitis riparia (riverbank grape)
Lineage: Eukaryota; Viridiplantae; Streptophyta; Magnoliopsida; Vitales; Vitaceae
Exons: 3
Coding region: 1-1791 (596 amino acids)
Source: RefSeq, a predicted model, not a curated record
AUGGAAAGACGACAGUGGGAGAACGAACGGCAGAUGCAAAUUCUGUUCCAAGAAACAAGGAAGCUCAGGGAAGAAAAUGAUGUUUUGAGAAACCGAAGUUCACCUCAACCUCAGCACUAUCAGUGGAGACAGGGUCCCCAUUAUAGUCAGGGAGCUCCACUCCCCCGGGAGGCAAGCCCAACCCUCGAGGCGCAUCAAGUAUGGCCUGUCGAAACCCCAGUGCAUGCCUACCGUGCCCAGCGAGAUGAAAGCUCAGGCUCCACUCGGGUUUCAUCCAAAUUACGACAUGAGAAAAGGCCUCAACUAUCUGACGCCAUGUAUGCGCGUCUGGGACCUCAAACAUCUCACAAAAACAGGCCUCACGCCACCGUAUUGCCAGAGGUACGCUCUGAGCCCUCGAGCUCGCCUACUUUACAGGGACAUACCGCCCGCCCCCUAGUGGCGCAGAGUGGUAAAAAUCCCUUGUACACAGCCGCUCCAGGCUCUAUAAGCAAGCGUCUGGAUGACAUGCUUUCCACGCCUUUCAGCUCGCCCAGACAUAAGCAGAAUAUUAGCACCCUGCAGAAUCUCAAAAUGCAAGAAAACGAAACGUUGAGAGAGUUCGUGAAGCGUUUCGGACAAGCUGUCCUUCAAGUCGAAUUGUACAGCAUUGACGCAAUUCUCCAAAUUUUUAAGCGGAGCAUAAGCUCAGGAACUACCUUCUUUGAGUCUCUCGCCAAAAAACCUCCUACAACCAUGGACGAAUUAUUCCAGCGUGCAAGUAAAUAUUCCAUGUUAGAAGAUGACAUCCGUGCCGCUACACAGCAGGUCCUGGUGACUGGCCAGACUACUAAAAAUGAAGCCACCAAAAGCUACAAAGCGCCCAACCAUCCGGGGUCAUCCAACAGGGGGUGGCCAGUACCGAUAAGAUCGAACCCCUCAGAAAGGGAUCGUAACAAAAGGUGUGAUUACCAUAAAGAUCAUGGGCACACAACUGAAACGUGCAUAAGCCUCCGUUAUAUGAUAGAGGAGCUCCUAAAAGCUGGACACUUGAAGCAAUAUGUCCGAGCAGCGCCUAAAGGUGGAGAGUCACCCCAUAGUCGAGGCCCGAGUGCCUCAGCAGCUCCUAUUAGAGCAAUGAUCAACUACAUAUACGGAGGACCCUUGGAUGACAAAUGCAAUUCCAAAAGAAAAAAGCAAAGACUAUUGCGAGCAGCUACAGUUCAAGAACACGUGAGCCCCGUCCGGCCGGGAUUGGUCAAUGGGAGCAUCCAUCCCAUAGAUGGAACCAUUGUCUUCCCCGCUCCAGAUCCAUCCCGAGUGUUGCAGCCACACCGAGACGCUCUCAUCCUAACAAUAGGGGUGGGAAACUAUGAUGUAAAAAGAAUCUUGAUCGACCCAGGCAGCUCCGCAGACUUAUUGCAGGUAGCAGUCAUCAAACGAAUGGGUUUUGAGCCCUCAAACCUAGAAAAUCCUGGAAGAACCCUGUCUGGAUUCAAUGGGUCAUCUACAACCUCACUUGGGGAUAUAAUACUGCCGGUUUAUGCUGGGCCUGUUAUCCUAAACAGUUUGUUUUCUGUGGUUGAGGAUUUAUCCUCUUUCAAUGCCAUCUUGGGACGUACAUGGUUACAUGGAAUGAAGGCUAUUCCAUCCACAUAUCAUCAGAGGGUCAGCUUCAUCACCCAAGAUGGACAAAUUAAUCUCUACGGAAGCCAGCUUGCUGCCCGACAAUGUUAUCAGGUCGCUCGCAAGGCUGAAUCCAGCACCAACUGCGAGCAUCCUUCCAAAGAAGUAGGUACUUCCGAUCAAUAG